Molecule: messenger RNA, 550 nt
Organism: Bursaphelenchus okinawaensis
Lineage: Eukaryota; Metazoa; Nematoda; Chromadorea; Rhabditida; Aphelenchoididae
Source: the annotation of a GenBank genome assembly
AUGUUUGUUGUAGUACAACUCGGAUGGCUGAGUUCGGCUAUCUUCCAAGCUUCUCACCUCUUCUACAGUCCAACUAUCAAGUAAGUUACCAUAAUAGGACAUGAAUCAUGUCUAACAUUCCAUAACAAACAAAUGAUCUAAUAAACAUCAUAACAAAAGUUAUUUUAGGUACGCCAUGUUUUGUUUUUGGCUAAUUGACUUUGUAUGGUUCAUCUUAAUUUGGGUUUUACUGGCAGGGAUUCUCAAAAACCGACCUCAAUUCAUACUCUCACAUAUUAUUUAUUGUGUAAGUUAAACGAUUCUUGAUACUAGUGAAUUUAACGUUAUCUUGUAUACUUAAAAAAUAAUAAAAAACGACCAAAACCUUUUCCAACCUUUUUAGAUAUUUCUAACCGUUUUCAACUCAAUUACCUUCAUUUACAUUAUUUUAUCAGCCGACGGCACAGCUAUCCUAAUCAAUACUAUAACCCUAACUGUUCUCUUCACGUCGUUGUAUCAUGAAAACAUUUGCUACAAACUUAUGAAUUGUGAUAAUUAUUUUUUACAUUAA